UAAUUCAAUUUUCCACAACUUGGAUUUCAAUUCAAGCGCUUGGCUUCUCUUCAGAUUCUCUCAAUUUCACAAUCUCUGCACCUGCUAGCUGCCCAAUAAUUCAAUCAAUCAACAAUUCGAUUCAUCUCAACACAAUUCAACAAUUUGAUUCUUGUUCUUGUUCAUCAACAAUCACCAUGAUGCAAAUCAGCUCCACCAUGCCCGCUCACAACCUUCAAAAGUUUCAAGGACUUAGAUGCCCCAGCUUCAGGUGCAGCAGAGCCUCUCCCCUCAAACCUUCCACCAUGAAACGCCCCAUAACCUUCUCUUCCCUCCAUGUCCAGAACCCCACCACCGAUUCCACUCGUUUGCACCUCGCAAACCUCGACAAGAUCCUCGGCAACCAGAAGCCGAUGUUAUCCACACAGCACCACCAACCCCCACCACAACCCAUUGAGUCAAAAGACAAGAAGGGAAGGAGCUUUUUUGACAACCUCAACCUGGCUCGCCUCUGGCCGGAGAUGAAAGGCGCAGCGGAGGAAAUGUCCCCGCACCACCUCAACCGCCUCCAGCGCCUCCUCUCCAUGACGUCGGAGUAUUCCCCGAGAAACAUCCUCAGCGGCCGGUGGAAGGAGUACCACGGCAGCAACAACUGGAAAGGGAUGCUUGAUCCCCUCGACGAGAAUCUUCGCCGAGAGGUCGUCAGGUACGGCGAGUUCGUACAGGCGGCGUACCAAGCCUUCCAUGCUGACCCUGCCAUGUCCACGACAGAGGCCCCACACCCCCGCCAUGUCCCGCUGCCAGACGCGUCCUAUACUGUGACCAAGUCCCUCUACGCCACGUCAUCAAUUGGGUUGCCUAACUGGGUUGAUGAAGUGGCACCGGAUCUCGGGUGGAUGACCCAGCGAUCCAGCUGGGUCGGGUACGUCGCGGUUUGCGAGGAUAAGAGAGAGAUCGCGAGGCUCGGACGGAGGGACAUCGUGAUAUCCCUCCGCGGAACCUCCACGUGUCUUGAAUGGGCCGAGAAUCUUAGGGCCCAAUUGAUCGAUAUUGGCGGUGAAGGCGAACAUGACAAUUCCACGGCCCAUGGAAAGCCCAAAGCAGAGUGUGGGUUUUUGAGCCUGUAUAAGACCAAAGGCGCACACGUGCAAAGCCUAUCUGAAUCAGUAGUGGAAGAAAUUAGGCGUCUUGUUAAUCUCUACAAAGGUGAGGAACUCAGCAUAACCGUCACAGGCCACAGCCUGGGUGCCACUCUAGCAUUACUAGUGGCUGAUGAUAUAAGCACUUGUUGCCCAGAUGUCCCACCGGUGGCAGUUUUCUCCUUCGGUGGGCCUCGGGUGGGCAACAAGGCCUUCGGGGACCGCCUCAUGGCGAAGAAUGUCAAAGUUUUGCGAAUUGUGAACUCGCAAGAUGUGAUCACAAGGGUGCCUGGGAAUUUUCUCAGCGAGGAGGUUGAAGAGAAGAUCAGGAAGUCAAAUGUGGGUGGUGGUGUGUUGAGCAUGCUGGAAGAGAACACGCCGCUGGGUGCGUACUCGCAUGUGGGAGCGGAGUUGCGGGUGCACACGAAGAUGUCACCGUACUUGAAGCCUGAUGCUGACAUGGCGUGCUGCCAUGACUUGGAGGCUUACCUUCAUCUGGUGGAUGGGUUUUUGGCUUCUAAUUGUCCCUUCCGAGCAAAUGCAAAGAGGAGCUUGAAAAGGUUAAUGCAAGACCAGAGCUCUAAUGUGAAGAAGUUGUAUACAAGCAGGGCAAAGGCCUUAACUGUGAAUCUUAGUAAUCAGGGAUCCAUGUCUAUGUCUAGAUCCAUGUCUAUUUCUACUCGUUUACCUAGUCCAUCUUAAUAUAUAAAACUCAAAAUUGUGAAUAUACACAAUGUCUUUUACAGUAUACACUAUGUGUUAUGCUUGUCUUUUACUCCCCCAGUUUACUGCACAAGUUAUCAAGCAUUCAAGCUCCAAGUUCUAAGGACUUGUAUGAUGACUUGAAAUUCUAUCUAUCAUGUCCUCUUUCUUCCUUACCUUGUGUCAUCUCCUCUAAACUCUUUCCAUGUUUUUUAUUCCAUUUCCUUUUUCUUCAGUUUUAGUUUAUCAUCUCUUUUUCCAGUACCCUCUCUUCCUUUUAACCUCUCAAUCAGACUAUCAUCUCAAUCUCUAAGCCUUUUGUUAUGUGAUUGAUCUUUCUCGUAGUAGUCCUGGCAUAGUAGUACGUGGAUCCCUGAAUAUAGGAGAUUCAAAGAAAAAAUGAAUUGCGAGAUAGCGAAGAAUGUCUCAAGUGUGAUUGAAAAUGGUUUUUCUUGGAUUUUUUUUAUUUGCUUAUCUUAUGUUAUGAUGUUUUGUGAAGUUGUGAAUUUGAAGCAAAUAUUACAGUGUUUUAUUCUUA
Messenger RNA from Lotus japonicus, 2358 nucleotides. RefSeq names its product phospholipase A1-Ibeta2, chloroplastic-like. The transcript has a single exon. Gene Ontology annotation, molecular function: glycerophospholipase activity. Gene Ontology annotation, biological process: lipid metabolic process. Lineage: Eukaryota; Viridiplantae; Streptophyta; Magnoliopsida; Fabales; Fabaceae. Bases 177 to 1820 code for a protein of 547 amino acids. The record is from RefSeq and is a predicted model, not a curated record.